Molecule: messenger RNA, 999 nt
Organism: Pisolithus orientalis
Lineage: Eukaryota; Fungi; Basidiomycota; Agaricomycetes; Boletales; Pisolithaceae
Exons: 4
Coding region: 1-999 (332 amino acids)
Source: RefSeq, a predicted model, not a curated record
AUGACCAAGACACUCAACGAGGGAUGCGAGGGAAGGGGGACUGUUGAUCAACAACAACGACUCGAAGCGCUACAAGCCGAGAGGAGGCCACAGAGGGGACUGCGACGAACCAGUCGCAAAAGGAUUGAAGGGAGACGGGGCACCCAGUCCCAAGAUAUUCGCAAUUUCGUCCACAGCUGCCUCCGACGACCAAAUGGGGCAUAUCUCUGCAACGACGGCGCGGAAUUUCAUGAAUGCGGUGUCAACGGGGAGGCAAGCAGUCGAUUUGAAGGGUUCCCAGAGGGGAGUGUGCAGCCGAAAAAGCGAGAGGCGCGACGGCGUAACGAGCGAGAUAUGCAAGAAGGGGUUCGACGGUGUGCCCUCGCUCAAAUCACGAAACCUCUCCAGGGCCACUGGGCGCGUCGAAACGUUCUGGACACCAUUGGAACGCACUCGACGAGUAGUACGUUCACGUCGAAAAGCGGGAGGCGCGAUGGCGAAACAAAGGAGCUACACGAGAAAGUGUUCAAGGGGAGGGGGAAAGGAAGACCCUUGCACGACAACGGUUCGGGCGAUCGAUACGAAACCUCGGGUGCUUACAGACGGCCUGUAGAAGAGCCGGGGACAAAAGGAAUCAUACCAAUCCGACCUCCCAAUGCCGAGUUAUUUGCAAAGAGUCGACGGGAAGGGUUCCUCGAGGAGAGUGUGCGACCCAAAAAGCGAGACACGCGACGGCGAAACGAGCGAGGCGCGCGAGGGUCUUCGAGAGUAUCGUUGGAGAGCUCUCGUCAUGUAGUACAACUGCGCGAAAAAGCGAGGGGCGCGAUGGUGAAACGAGCGAGAUACGCAAGGAAGUCUUUGAAGAUGGGGAGAGGGGGUCAACACGAAACUCCAGGAGGCGGUAACUGCCCUCCAAACGCGACAAUGGCAACAUCUCAACAACGGCUGUAUGGAACAAGACGAGAAAGGCCUCCCCAGAGAGGUCUCAGCGAGUGGAACAAACGGUUCGAAAAGCGAUAG